Porites lobata is the source of this 15744-nucleotide messenger RNA. Lineage: Eukaryota; Metazoa; Cnidaria; Anthozoa; Scleractinia; Poritidae. The record is from the annotation of a GenBank genome assembly.
CCUAAUCCACAACCAAAUGUAUGCGACUGGCCACGUGGAACUUGUACUUAUAACAAAGAGCCUUGUCCUCCAAACUGGCAUCGCUGCUCUCAGUUUGACAAAGGAUGCAGACUUCCAACAAACCACUGCUGCUGCCGUAGGUAAGCUGAUGAUACUAAUGAGUAAGUCUAAUUUGCUAUUUCCUGUAUAGAUUAAGUGAAGAGGUGACCAAGAUGAACCCUCUGAAAACCACCCUAUGUAGCAAAAGAGUUUGACUCAGUUGCCAAAAGUAAACCAGUAAAUAACACAAAAAAAGCAAAACAAAAAAAACAAAAACAGGGCAAAAUAUUGUCCCCUCAGUAGUGUCAUAUAUCAGAACUGGGGAGUGACUAUUCAAGGUGCAAAAAGAGACGCCACUUGGAUGGGAGCAUGCGUGAUUGACAUACAGUCAAUUUUCUCUGAGAUAGACACCUUUGGGACGGGCACUAAUUGCGUCCGUCUUAGAGAGAUGUCCUUCUUAAAGAGAGUCCACUAAAAGGAGCAAAGAAAGGCAGGGACCUAAUUUAGGUGUCCUUUUUAGCGAGGUGUCCAUUAAGAGAGAGCUGACUGUAUAUAUCGGUCAAGGUUGAAGAAAUAUCCAGUAAACGAAAAAGCAAAUAAUGACAUGCGAAAAUACUGCCAAAGAGAUUUCGUUUAAAACCUCACCCUGGCGUAGGAUUUUAUGAGCCACACAGGGAGCCCAAACAAACUGAAGUUAGAGGAAAUGUAUAUGGGGAUAAAAUAAAAAUAAGUAAAUGAUGAUUUAGUGAUACCACAUCUAAUUAAUUGUUCUUCGUCUACCUGAUUCUUGGUCGGAUUGGAAUUUGGAACUGUUGGCUUUUUAGGAGAGGGGAAAAUCGAAGUACUCGGAGAAAAACCUCUCGGAGCAAAGGAGAGAACCAACAACAAACUCACACUCAUAUGGCGUCGACGCCAAGUUUGAACCCGGGUCACAUUGGUGGGAGGCGAGUGCUCUCACCACUGCGCUACCUGAAAGCAAUAUAUCUUAUCUUCAAUACAAAAUUAAAUUUAAACUCUUUUGUUUAAUUUUGAUUUAAUAAUAAAAUGUUUUUCCUUUCUUUGUUGCAGUUACUAAUAGACCUGAGGUUAAUGGUGGUAUCACAAAACGCCUUAUGCUUUAAUUAAAAUAGAAAAUGAACAAUAAUGAAAAUAGAUGGCUGAAACAUGCAUAAUCAAGUAAUAACACUAUGAAUAAAUCCUGCAAACUCAUUUGUCAUGAGUUUAAUUUAUCAGCUUAUUGCUGGUUUGGCACGGCAGCCAUGUUGGUCGUCAAGAACAAAAGAACUUCUCUCCUCUGAGAAUUAAACUCAAAUUUCAUGUAAAUUCUUGAAAAAAGUUUUUAUUGUAUUGACCACCAACAUGACCUCCUUGUCACUGAUGGUUGCAAACAAGAAUUACCAACCAAUCCUAGGAUCAGAGCUUGUGUUUCAGUAUGAGAAUAGCAUCCAAAAAAAGAUGAGGAAAUCAUGCUUAAAUAAACGAGGAGGAAACAAGUCUUCCAUAUGCACUAUUUUAUCUGUGAAGAGAUCUUAGAUGUUUUUAUAGUGCCGAAAUCUCAAGCGAGUUACGCAAACCUCAUCCACACGGAGAUCAAUCUUGAUAUUCCUUUGGCAAUGCAUUAGCUAAUCUUCCUGGGAUUUCUACUUCUAGGAGUCAUUGUCUAUAUAAAAAAAAUUAACACUGAUCACCUUUAAAAAAACAAAAACAUUUGUUGUUGAUCAUAGAUAGAGGAGACGCAAACAUCGAAUGAGUUUAUGUUCAAAGCACCUUCAUUUUGUUUUCUGUUGGCAAACAUUUACGGAAUAAAUUAAAACUUUGUCAAUAUAACAAAAUGGAGUUUCUUUUUGAACGUUGUGACUUUGUAUACAAAAACAUAUAACAAAGGAGUCUGACAUAUUUCAUUUUUCAAUUAAAGAUUGAAUGACUUCAAACUAUUUAAUUUGUAAAAUUAGAGUUAAGCUGCCUGAAUCAUUUCAUUUUUAAAAAAGGAAAACUUUAUAAAUGUAUUAAAAGAAUUGUGUUACAAAAGAGUUUACUUAUGUCUGUUUAUUUUCUUUUUUUUCUUUUAAUGAAUGGAGUUAUGUUCAGUUCUGAUUGUAAAUUACAUGCUGGAUCGGAUAAAUAAGACAAUGAGUGGCUAUUAUUGGUAGGGACGUAGGCAAUUAAGUAUUGUGCCAGACUCCAAUAUGAACAGGGGGAAGAGUCUACCACCAAACCAAAAACUCGAACAGUGGCUUAGCUGCCUUUAAGCUAUUAUGCCUGGGCUUAACAAGAAUUUGGGUCAAUAUCGCCAGAUAAAAGGGCGUGAAACUGCAACUCAAUGUCUGUCGCCACGAUGGGUAUUCUAAAGUAGAUUCGUUGUAGGGAUCUCCUACAACUACUAAUAACUACAAAAUGAACCAAUGAGUAAUUCGAUCGAUCUUUGUUGUUUAUCUGAAACAUGGCUGUGACGUGAUAUUGACAGCGCAUUUGUUACCCCAGAAGGGAUAUUUAAUGCUUCGAAAGGACCGAGCCAAACAUGGAGAGGCGGUGGAGCUGCAAUUUUGUCUAGGAAAGACUGAUAGAUGUGAGUGGCAACGAGUAAGAAUGUGGGCAAAGGUAUCUACGACCAAUCACGAUUACUUUGUUCCCUCGGUUUACCAUCCAGCGUCCUUUGAUUAUUAUGAAACGGCUUUUAUUGAAUUCUUAGUUAAUUCCUGCGAAAACAUUCUUGGUAUCUCGCCUGAAUGCAAGGUUAAUUACUGCUGGUGACAUUAAUAAACUUGACUUGAAUUCUCUUACACAAGAAAGUGGUCUUUCGAAACUGGCCAAGACUCCCGAAAAGGAAUGACAGUAUUUUGGAAGUAUUUCUGACACCGAAUAUUUUGGGAAAGUGUGCACUUCUAAGAACCUGACUAAAUCGGAUCAUUCCAGUGUAUUUAUUUUCCCCAAGGUACAAAGUCCCCCAGUGAGAUUUGUCUUUGAAUUUAUUGUCGCCCGGUCUGACCAUCAUAAGAACUGAAGCUUAAUGUUACAGAAACCACAGCGGGCUAUUGAUUGGUCAACUGUCCUUGCUGAAAAUGAUAUCAACAUUGCUACUGACAAGUUUUAGUAUAUCGUCCAUGAAUACUUCAGGAUAAGCUUUCCCUCUUUACGGGUUCAAAAUUUCAUCAAAAGAGCCUUCUUUUAAGUCGCCUUUGUUAAAACAUCUUCUGUCGAAAAGGAAUAUAAAGUUACUGAUGAAAGGGAUGGUACAGGAGGCUAGUUUUUUACAACCAAGGAUAAAACAUCUUAUCAAAGAGAAUCAGUUGAAUCUGACCAAGGUUAACAAUUAAAAACCUGAAAUGGGUAGCACAUUAUUCAAUGUGAACUAUAUUAACACUCACUUUCAGUCAAUCAACACAGACCCAAAUUAUAUCAAACCAGCCCAACUGGAGAUUAUGGAGCAUCAUAAAUUUCGUGUGAUUCAUGAAAUAUCGGUCUUCAAUGCAUUGUCGCAUGUGAAAAGGAUUGCCACUGACCCAGAUGACUUACCUUUUGCUUUUGGAAGGAGAAUGCCCUGGAACUCUCACCUGGGAUAACACAUAUUUUGAAUGUUUCCUUAGUCACCCAGCAAGUCCCUAAGAAUUGGAAGACUGCAAAUGUGCGCCCUAUUCCUUAGGAGACAAAUAAUUCUGCUUUACUGACCAGCGUAGACCAAUAUCAGUCACUGACAUUAUCAUGAGACUUCUUGAAAGAUUAAUCCUGGAUUUCGAAUUGAGGAAACCGGUUUCCUGCUUUAUUCAUUCAGAUCAGUUUGCCUAUAAGAAGGAUUGUAUAACUGAGACUUCCCUAUUAUUUAAUCAAUACUUUUGGAUGAGAUGGCUUUACCCUUGCGAAAUGAAUUCCCAGCUUUCUGGGAAUUCCUAGGAAUUCCCAAAAAUUCCCAACUAUGCAAAUCAGCCUUCAUCAAAUAAGCUUGGAAUUCUUGAGAAUUUUUGGGAAUGGCAAAUUAGGUCUCACUCUAGGCUUGGAAUUCCUAGGAAUUCCUAGGAAUUCUAAGUUUUACAAUUUUAGAAGCUUAAGAAUUGUUGAGAAUUUCUGGGAAUAGAAAAAUUCAGGCCAACUGGGCUUGGAAUUCCUGGGGAUUCCUAGGAAUUCUAAGUUAUGCAAAUUAGGAACUCAGCUCAGGGAUGUUUAAAAAUCAGAAAGACUUUAAAAAUUGUAGAAGAUUUUGUAGUCUCUUCUUAUUUUUUCACAUUUUAAUUUUAAGUGAUUGCACUGAAACAAUUCUAAACUUAUAAUACAGAACAUACUGGUAAUGUAUACUUCUAUACUUACAUUCUUAUAUUCAACUCAAUGUUACCUUAAUCUGGUAAUGCUGACAUGUGGCGAAUGCUGUUCACAAACCUCCAACCAGUAUUUAAAUUAAGAUAACAAUUUAACGUAUCUAAAUUACGUUAUUACAGCAUGUUACAGCAAUAAAUAUUUAAAGCUGUUACAUGUCCAGUACACUUUCAGUGCAAAAUGUUGUCUGAAAUGAGAAGUCUCUUUUUUAAAAAUAUGAAGUGCAUUUCCAGUCUGAAAUGUACGUUGUUUAUCCACAUACUCCACGGAAAUUAGGCAAACGCAUAAGACAUGGGCUGUCUUGAUUCCCUUCAACCCUUGCAUCAGGAGUGCAGUCAAAAGCAUGGCAAGCCCGGCCAAGCUCGGAACAACGGCCGCCACAACACGUUUUUCGUCGCAGUUCUUUGAUUGAUAAUGUGGUCCAACAUUUUCUUUCCCAACUUAAAAGAACAACGUUAAGUUUACUUCUUGCUUUUAACACUUCAAAUGUGUUGCUUCAUCUUAAUUAACGUUGAAAAUAACUGCUAUUUCGACCUAAACGGGAGCACUUCGCAAGAUGGACCUCACAACAUUAGCCGCCAUGUUUUCUUGUUUCCCAGGCUUCCACGCGUGCCUUUGCCACAUGCGCGAUUUGAUUUACUUUGUCACGUGCGAAUAAAAAAGUGCCAAAUGAACUUCCGUUGAAUAGUUCAAAUUCACGCGGACUUGACAAGCAACAAAGUAUUUUCGCAAGACUGUCUUUCUAUUAUCCAUGUUAUUUUCGAGACAAAUUGAUCAAUUGCGAAGUUUGUGUUCACAUAAAGCAUGUUUGCAAGUGAGAUUACUCAGCUGGAUUAAUGUGGAAAGGUAUGUUUUCCAAUAACUUUGCGUAAAUAAGCUUACAAAGUUCAAAGAUGCAUGCGAAGAUAUGCCAUUGAUCAGAUCCCUUUUUGCUGCUUUUUGUUUACUGCAGAUCAAAAGAACUGUACUCUUUGUUGCAAAUAGUCAGUGGAAUACUCUGAAAACUGUAUGUUCUGGCGCUACAAGGUUAUAGCAGACUUGUCAAGACCAAUGUUAGAUAAAAUAGGAGAAGAAAUAGCAUAAUAAGUAUAAGUUUCCAACGGCUACUUAUACAAGUUAGAAGCAAUGAAAUUUCCAGUUAAUUUAUAAGGACUUGAGACUUGAACUUACAUAUAAAAUAUUAGAAUACAGCCGGUAGGUUUGUUCAUUUGAACUUUAAUUCAUAGUAUAGGUUGCAUAAGGUUUUAUAUUAAAUGCUUCUGGUACAUGUAAUCUUAAUAAUCGCUGCAAUAUUAAGGUCAAAAACAAUUAGCACUAGCACUUGCCUGAUGUGUGGACCUUCAGUUCAGAAGGCUGCAUCGGCUACAUUGGAAAAAGCAGUCAUUUAGCUUUUUUUUCAUAUUCAUGCACUAUAUUAAUUAUUCGAAGAUGUUUAUUUACAUGCAUGUGUGUGGAAUGUGGUGAUGUGUAUGUUGGCUAAAAUAAAUUACGAAAAAGAGAAUGUUCAGCUGAUGUUGUCAUUUGGAUUAAAAACAAACACUAUCUGUAGAUUCCACCAACAGGGUAUGUUUUUAUAUAUUUUUUUCAAUCAUGACUAGGUAUAAGUUACUUUACAUUAUCUCACUAUCUAGAGAUUCCACCUGAACGGGUUAUGUUUUACAUUUUUUUUUUCAAUCAUGACUGUAGCGAUAGUUUACUUUACACUACAUGUAUAUCUAUGUGUAAGUAUAUCUAUAUCUAAGUUUAUUCAUUUGUUUAUACUACUACAUGAGAAAUUUCUACAAUUUGAUUGGCUGAGAGAAGUGGUAUUUCAGCUUAAUUUGAAAUACCUUAAUGUGAAAAUUACAAACCUUUUACGGGUAGUAGUAUAAACAAAUAAUAGCAUGAUUUGUUGUGAUAUUUGGCAUAAAUACCACUCGUGAUAUUUCAAAAUUGUCUCAAAUUUCACUUGCCUAAUGGCUCGUGAAACUACGUAUAACAAUUUCAAAAUAUCACUCGUGGUAUUUAUGCCAAAUAUCACUACUAAUCAUGCUAUUACAUAUACAUAGAAGGACUACAGUCAUUAUACUGAAUUAUUUGAUUCCUACUUCACAAAAACUCAUUGUCUUAAAUUUGAUUUUUUGAGGUCACUGUUGUAAUUUUUGGAACAUUUAAACGAUCAGUGCAGUGAAAUUUUUAAGUCAAGUUAAAGCAGAAGAAGUAUUUUUUGUUAACAUGGAGAGCUAUUUUUCAGUUAUUGCUGGAAUAAACAUUGCUUCAGUUUUUGUACAUUUGCCUUAUGGGUUUCUGGUUCGGAGAGCAAAAUAGCAACUUCUACUAUUAACUUCCUUAACAAAAGGGUUUAAAUGCAAAUCAGUUUUUGAUUCGAAUAUCCCUUAAUUCCGGCAGCAGGUCGAUUUGUUACAUCCCUAUUGACCUAGCUAUUCCAAGCUAUUCCAAGGAAUUCCUAGGAAAUUCCUAGGAAUUCCUAAGAAGUAAUCAUUCUGUUUAUAUUCUUUCAAUUCCUAGGAAUUCCUAAGAAUUCCUAGGAAUAUUUUCCAAGCCAACUGAUGGGUGAGCAAAGCUUGGAAUUCCUAGGAAUUCUUAGGAAUUCCAUGUUCCAAUUACCGUGAAAUUUCACACCUUGAUUCCUAGGAAUUCUUAGGAAAAUCCUAGGAAUUCCUAGGAAUUCUCAAUUCCAUUUCGCAAGGGUAGUUCUGUCUUUUGAAUUCUCGAAAGCCUUUGACUCAGUUUCCCAUAGAUUAGUAACUAAUAACCUUAAUAAGAAAGUGCCUCAUAUUACCCCUUAUAUUGUUAUUUGGGUUAUUGACUUUUUAAUUAAAAGAUCGUCAGCAAAGGGUAUGUGUACACAAAGUCAUGGCCCCAUUUUUGCCUGUCAAUCAAGGUGUACUCAAGGCACUGUUCUGGGACCUGUACUUUUUACCGUCAUGGUUAAUGAUAUAAGUCCCACCUCUUAGAGUACCUUGAUGACUAAAUAAGCUGAUGGCAUUACGUAUACCCGUUGGGCUGAGUGAGAAUUUGAUGAAACUUAACAUAAGUAAGACCAAGGAACUUUUCAUAAAAGGAAGAAUAACCUUUCCCUUCCCCUGAGCCAAUUGUUACCAUGAAACGUGUGUUAUAUCUGAAGCUUCAUGGAGUGACAUUUCAGGAUAGUCCUACCAACUGGGAUAAGCAUUGAUGAUUUGAUGGAAAGAGCUCUAAAACGUAUGCACAUCUUAGAUUGUGUAAAAGUAAUGGUUAUAGUGUAUCUGACACUAUUACCAAGGUUCGCUGCACAAGGUUCGCUCCUAUUGAUCGCCCUGUUUAGGGCAAUAAUCGACCAGUUUUCCUCGAAGAUUUUUCUGAUCUUUCUUAUUCUUGUCUCUUGCAAGAAUAAAGCAAUGUCUGCCUACUUCCCUUGAAAAAAAGUCCACUCAUUCCCUUUACUAUUCUUGAGCAGUCUAGAGUCAUUCUCAGUUUUGUUUUUUCGAGCCAAGCUGGGCGAGUGCGUUGCAUUGUGAUGUGCAUUUACUUCGCCCCCACUCAAAUGAUUGACGGAACAAAAAAACCUAUUCGAAGUUUGCUAACGCGCAGCGCGAUACAACGAAUUUGGCUGUAAUUGCCUCAUUGUGUCACUUCUUACUUACUGUAUCAGGGUUUGGGGUGUUGCGGCUUAUACAGUGGAAUCCCGCUCUAAGGACACCCGCUUUAUAUGGACAGUUUCGUUUGUCCCGACAAAAAGCUUAUAAAUUUCUCUAAAAUUAACCCACUUUAUACGGACACCGGUUAAUACGGACAACGGACACUUUUCUGUGUCCCGAGUCACCAACUCUUAUAUAUUGCCAACCCCGCUUUACGGACACUGGUUAUCUACAAACUGUCUAUUUUCAUUGUCACAAUUAUGUGAUAAUUGUAGACAUUGUACCCUGUUUAAAUAAUGACAGAUUUUUAUGGGUGAACAAACUUUCAUUACAGUACCAAAAAAAAAACAGUACCAAAGCAGCGUGACAUAUUUGAUUUUGAACAGUCUGUCUUUCUUCCGGUGUUUGACUCUUGUACUACGUAUGGUCCUUUAAUAAAGUUUUAUGCCUCCUGUUACUCACGUUUCACUUCCUUGGCUUUUUUUGCAGUCAUUCCUCUUAAAGUAAAGUCACAGACUUUUUCAAAUGAAUCCACCUACUGUCGUGCCUGUUUCAACAACAAUACUACAAUACUUAAAAGAUUUUACUCUGACACUAUGAUAAAUGAUCGUGAGGUUUCUUUAGGAUGAACUUCUUACGUUUUCUCGUCUGCUUUGGUCUUUACAUCGAUAAAACAUGUGUUCUUGACGUUUUCUCUGACAGCUCGCUUAAUACGGACACCCCGAUAAUACGGACACUAUGGCAUGUCCCGUUGGUGUCCGUAUUAACCGGGUUCCACUGUACCAAAUACCUUAGUCUCUGAAAUCGAUUUAUUAAGUAGCUUGCUAGAAAUCUUACACUGUUCUCUGAUAGGCCGUAUGCUUUGAGCUUGGAUAAGUUAGAGAGUUCAAACGGGAUUUUAAAAUCUCGAUACCCCAUUGUCUCUUGGGACUUCUACUCCUUGGGACUUGAUAAUAACUUGAGACCAAUCACCUUCGAAGAAAGAAUGUUUGGCGGCCAAACUCUCCUUCAUUUUCUCUUUCUGCUUUGAAUAAGAUAGAAUAAUUUGAUGCGUAAAUGUUAAUGAUGCCGAAUGCUUCUUUGUUAAAGGCUUCAAAUGCAGAAUAAAGGAUUUAAAGCAGGAAAUAGUGCCACGUUGCUUUAGUUACUAUAUACAUUUUGAAAUCACUGGUGCUGCAAUCUGAUUGGUAGCAGUGUGAUUUAUUAACAGAUCACACUCUUUUUGCUCUAAAUCACAUCUGUUCUAAAUAGCCUGGGCCUUCCACGCUUUUUUCAACUUUUGACAUGGACAAGUUAGGGAAAAUACAUCGACACCACUGGAAAGGGCGCCUUAAAAUUAGUACUUAAGCAACAGAAAACGUUUUCCGUGUUUGCAUAGCCUGAUAUAAACACGAGAGGGGUUGGGAGAAUUCAAGAUAGUUAUGUAAACCCGAGACGAAGUCGAGGGUUUGCGUAACUGUCGACGAAGGCUUGCACACGUAAUCAGUUCUUGUUUUGCAAAAAGAUGUGUCCCAAAAUAAGAACUUUUCUCCCUUAAAAUGUCAGCUUAAGCGAAAAAAAAUUGACACACCGUCCUUGUAACGAUUUUCAAAGUUUCAGCCGACGAAGGAAUGGGUAAAUAAAAUAAACUUGCCUAGUUUUGAACUUGAAAACUUUUCAAAUUCGUGCUUGCGUGAUUAGCGGGCGAAAAGCAAAACAUCUUGACGUCACACAUACAUACUCUCAUGCAAACACUCCUCUCAGCCAAUCAGAGCGCUCGUACUAUCUUAGUUAUUUUAUAAAGUGAAAAAAAGGCCACAAAGUUGCGAAAUUCAUAGAUGUUUGUGUGGUGGAGGGCAAGUUUGUGCCCCCACCAUACAAACGUCUUUAAAAUUUCGAGACUUUGAUCAGCUGUAUCUUCGUUAGUUUUCGACAAAUCACUUUCAAACUUGGCAAUUUACCAAAGUGCGAUUCAAGAAGGUGUCAGGUAAAAUGGUUAUUUCUAAGCGUUCGAGCUGCAAUACAAAUGUGUAGUCAACACGAAAGUGAAAAUGCUCUAUUUACUUACAGCAUAAAUAUGGGAUACGGUUUGUAAUAUAUGAUUAGGCAUUUAUUUUUGGCAUUCAUAAAAGAUCAGACACAAGUUAUCAAUGGCCCCUAUCCCCUAGAUUUGAUAGAGGGGGUUCUACAUAAGAGAUGAAGAUGAUUAAAGUAACGCCAUAAGUAUCUCCUUGAGUCGAAGCCUUGGAAAGUGAAAAGAGGUCGAAAGUAAAGCGAAGCACUUAGAAGAAGAGUCUAUACCUAACGGGCUUUUAUAAGUCAGUAGGCGGUCCAAUCGCGAUGAGCCCUAUAAAGAUGUUUGAAGAUAUUCAAACAUUGCCUAUAUAUAUCCUAUUUUCGUAGUAGUUAAGUCGAUUGAGUUGCUUUUCCUACAAAUUAGAAGUAGCCAUUAUAGCGUAAAUAAUCAAAAGUCCGAUUUACAUUUGCCUUGUGCUUUCCUACCAUCUCAUCCCCUCCCUUUUUCCUGCACUGACACUUAUUGGAUCGCUUCUUAAAUCAAGCUUAGCUAGGAUUUAAGUUUUUUGUUACGGUUCUGAAAAGAAUUAAAUCGGGUCAUUAUCGGUUUAUACAACAGAAAAAAGGGGUUAGUUCUUAAAGCUUAUGUUAUCACGUUUAUGACAUAACCUUCCGUGUGUUUUGAAAAUAAAUAAACGUUCUUAACUAUGUCACACACGAGCUAUUUUCUCCAACCCUUACCGGAGAAUCCCGCAAAGCAAGCACUGAAACGUCCUGAAAGCCGUAGCCUCCCUCGAAGACGCUCGUAGAGUUUCGUCAUGCAUUACUGGUCUUUCCGAACUGUUGUCUGCGUCGAAGGGCAUGUGCUCUGAAUAUCCGUUGCAAGAUGGUCUGAAGUUUUAUUGCUUGCAUUUGACCUUUGUAGUUGAUUCCAGAGGACAACAUUGCCUGUGAAACAUUUUUGAAGCACAUUAUAGCUGGAAACAUGUUGAGAUACCACCCCGGAAAUAAAUCUGUGCUUUACCCCCACGACCUCCGGUAGCGGGCGAAAAUAUUCCUUUUGUGCCCAGUGUGAGUUAAAAGCUGCUGUUAUGGCGUUGUCACGUAUUAUCUGAUAAGGAUCUGAGAAGCUCCAGCUAUACUGAUCACGUUCUGUUUGUCAGUCACGUCCUGUACUUUAAAACUAGUUGUUUGAAAAAGUAAAAGAACAAACAAACAAACAAACAAACAAAUCAAACUAACAAAUAAACAAAUAAAUCAGUGAGAAAAUAACCCAUGACCCAAAUCUUAGCCAUUUAGCUGCAAGGAUGACCCUUUGAAGCCAAUUCUAGAAGAAAAUGGAUCAUGUGCCAUGACCUUUUCAACGUGCAUUAGGUCGUAACACGUCAUAACCAUAAACCCGUGUUUCCGGCAAUCCCAGUUGCCUGAGCGAUCGACUAAUCAUUUCCUUUUGAAUAAUUCAAGAUCAUCAGUGAGAGUGAUUCCCUUCUUCUGGGAAAAAAGACAAACAACAAACAAAACAAAAACAGAGAUACAGAUACAAAGCAAAAAAACAAUUAAUAUCUGUAGAAGUUAGUUGUUGUUGUUCAUUUAAUACAGUCAAGACAUAUAAUAUACUUUUAAACAACUACAAUACGGCUUCCAAGCAAGCCUGUCAUGUAGAAAAAUAGCGAACGACAGUUUUGUUUCUGCUCAUAGGUAUAAGCUCCCACAUUAACAUAAUGUCAAAAAUUGGUUGCAAAACAUUUGGUGUCAAAUCAAUUUCCAGUGAACUAAAACACGUUUAGUGUUAGGGGGGGUACACAAGGGGGGGGGGAGUACUUUCUUUUCCAAAACGGGUACUGUAUGUACCACUAAACAAUUUUGCGUGAAUUGCUUUCUUGAAUAGGGUUUAGUUUCUUGAAUAGGGUUUAGUUUCUUCCGAUAACCUAUAAAAGAGUGCAAACCAGUUGCCUCUUUUCUUCCAAAACAAUUUACUUCCAUGUUAUUAGUUAAGAAAAUUGCUGCUAUUCGUACACGAAACGAAAUGAAUCACGGUCAUGGAAUAAGGUAUCUUGUUUAAGAGUAAAUAGCGAAAUGAACGUUUUCUGUCUUAAACAGGGUCAGGAGUUUUGAAGUACUCGGCGGCACAAUUCUACUUGAAUUUCCUUUGAGUGCGCCCCUCCCCCCCAGCCGGGGUUGUGAUAAACGUUAACAGUAUGUAAUAUAAGGACUUGAGGACUCGAUCCCUGUUAGCUCAGUUAUACACAGUGGUCUAGGAAUUUAACAUAAGACCAGUUUAAAUUAAAUCAUGAGCAAAGUGUGAGUUGCAACGUUACCCCACACGGCUUCCGAUCAUUUGACGUCACUAUAAGCUAGAAUGGCACGACUAUGUAUAUACGUGGUUAGUCAAGGCCUUACAAAGGAAAAGCUUUAUUCGUGGUUGCUCAAAAGUGCUGAGUAUAUCAUGAAACAGGAAAAGCGUGCCUGGUCUCACUGUAGCUGCCACUGGACUCGCCUAUAAAAGUGAACGGUGAUUCCUUACACCUCACAGUUCGAUAUAAACGUCUUGUAGUACGUCGUCUAGGUCUACGAGCCUCUGAAUUUGUUCUCAAGUUGUCAUUGCCUGUUGUGUACGAGCUGUUAAAGUGAAGUAAGUUGAUUUAUUCAAAAGCUUAAGUGCAAUUUUGGUCCAACGAAUCUUAAACAAGUCUCAGUUUAAGCUCUUAACUUAAUUUAAGUUUUCUUUGUUUGAUGGGACGCACAGCUAGAGUAGUUGUAAUGUUGUUGUUGUUGUUGUUGUUGUUGUUUUGUUUUGUUUGUGUUCGUCCAUUAUGUAUAAGGGAAAGAAUAUUUCUUUCUUUCUUUCUUUCGUAAAAAUAUUUUUUAAACUUAAGGGUAGAACUUGACUUGUUAAAUUCUCGGAUAGGACUGGGCAUUCUAUGCGAGCAGGAGCUCAUGAUGCGAGGGAACUUUAUUUAUCAAGAAAGCGACAAUAGAAAUAAUUAAGUACUCGUUACUGAUCAGUAUCAGGACUUUUUUCCCUAGCCGGCGCUGAUCAAAAAUGCUCUAAGAGCAGAAGUGCCUCCUGACGUCUGGGUUUUGCCCUGCUAAGACGUAACAAGAGAAAUGAGGCCAAAAUAAAUAACUUCUGUUUAACUGCAGGUCGACCAUGCAUCUGACGAUUCGCAUAUUCCUUUUGCUGACUGCUUUGGUUAUUGCAUUGUAUCAUGUUGAAGGUAAGGAUUACCUUUUUGUUAGAAUUUUUAUAUUCGCUAUCUUGUCUUAUGCUUGCUACAAUGUGAACUGGAAACCUGGUAGUAGCCUUAUUUAUGCGCUACUCUCAUCAUGAGCAUGCGCGACUCUAGUAAAAUAUUUGUUUAAUUGUUUAGUUGUACGUAUAGCCAGAAAAACAGUCGAUAAGGGAAGAUCUAAAGCUCUCCCGAGAAAAAGGCUAUCUAGUGGAUCUUCAAUCACCCACGAAGCCUUUCCAGCUUUAGAUGAACGUACUUUCGUACUUUGUUAAAUUAUAUUUUAACCCACAGAUGGGGGGAGUGGGGUUGGAUACACCCCCCUCCCCCAUAAUGUUUUUCUGAGUUUUUUCCUAGAGGAUAAAACAUCAGUACCUGACGCUUUCACUAGCUGUUCAUUCAUCCCUCGCUCGCAUUUUGAGACAAGUUUAGUGAUGGUCAGUUGCUAUGGUUACGAGAAACGACGUCAUAAGUAACAGGUGGUCAAGCCAAUUAAAAGGAAAAUACCUGCUUUUUCAACUUCUUUCAACAAUAAAAGUAAAUCUUGCGGCUAAAAUCAUGCAAAGUGCUUAUUUAUGUAUUAUUUUUCAUGUAAAGCACAAAAAAUUACCAUUUCUCGCGGUUUUAACCUGAUUUCCUACUCUUGGUAAAAUCCAAGAUGUACACCAUUGUUGGUGACUUGUUAAAAAGAUUAAAGGCCUUCCACUAAAGGUAAAAUCGUUUCAAAAUACUGCAGCAUAUCAAAAACUCCUUCAUAACCCCAACCCCCCCCCACCCCCCCCGCGCCUUUGUACCACGGUGGGGGUAUGAACUUGCGUGUACGUUCGAGGGUUAGUAAUUUCAUUGGUGUACGUUGGUGGCUUAACCAUUGAACUUACUUACUUACUUACUACCCGCUAUGCUUAGCCUAUGACUAUAUUAAAAAUUUCACUUUUGUUCAGCUCACAAUAGAUGUGACUGGCCGCGAGGUGCUUGUUAUUUCAAAUACGACCCUUGCCCGGCAAACACGGAACGCUGCCAGAAGUACGAUCACAGUUGUUCCAAAACAAAUCAUUGCUGCUGCAACCGACCAACUAGUAAGUUUCUUCAAAGGAAGCUUUCUUUUACAUGUUUUGAAUUCAUUUUUUCUUAUCGAUUUUGUGGUGACCUUAUUCGCCACUUUAGACAGGGGCACCCAACGAGAAUAAGGUUCAAAACAACUAAAACAUAGCAUUGUUAAACGUAUUUUAGUACUUAAACGAUAGAUAUAGGCACAUUUUUAUCCCUUAAAAAUUUUUCAUCUGUUCGGAUCUCCUAUCUGUAAGUCUAGUGAUCCGAAAAUUACAGGGAUCAAACUUACCUUUUCGAAAAUUUCAGCCAGAAAAAAGGCUAUCGAAAAUUUUUGGUGAUAUUUUCAGGGUAAAAAUUCGUUAAAAAGGGGCAAUUAUACCAGGUGUUAGAUGUUCCAAAAUCCUAGGAAAGGCAGGCAAGCAAGAAAUUUUACAACAAAUGUUCCGAAAAUUGUAGAUCUCAAAUCGUCUUCCGGACAGAUAUUUUUCGAAAAUUGACGUUGGGUGUUCAUGUUUAGAAACGAUGAGGAGACUGGUGCCGAAAUAUAUACCGCAAUUGUUUCUGGAAAACAAUAUCGUUACUGGGGACGCGCCAGUCAGCUAUUGGCCAUUAUUUUGCAUGCCCUUAUUAAGAGUCCCAGAAGCCUUUACGACAGUUAACUUGGCCCAGUUCCCCUCUCGUUUCUGAGAUGGAGAAUUGAGUGCCGUGCCAUGCGAGCCAGCACCUACAGCUACUGAAAAACAUACUGAAGAAAGCAAAAAAAGCGUUAGUGCUUCUGAGGAGAUGUACCCUUUAUCACUUGGAGUUUUGGUCUUUGGCACCGAUUUAUCUUCGUGCUUUAUGUAGGGGCCUAAGUUACUAUAUCAAAAAUGCUCCUUUUUAAGAGGCGAGAGAAAAAAAGUAGAGGAGGUCUUGAAGCGUCCAAAAGUAAGGUUCGAAAAAAAAAACUGACCACGAAACCGCUGCAAUUUAAGUUAGGGACAAAAAAAUAUAUAUUUGAACUUGUGUUAGUCUAACCUGGUCAGAAUGCUAUUGUGGAAUGUACGAAGGCAAAGCAAAAAAGAUGGAUUGUUUUUUAAAACUAUGCCGAAACUGAAACUAGCUGAACCUGAAAUAGUCGUAUGUGAAAGUGACUACACAAGAGGUUUCAUUUGAAUGGUUUUUACACUGCGGUGUAAAAUAUGUACAGUCAGUGCGUGAUUGACACCACUCGGAUGAUUGCCCGACGGAUGAUAAUUGUCAAGAUGAUUGCGCUGUCCAAAUCCGCGUAUUAUUUCAGUCAUACGACGUUUAGUUAUUACAGUUUUAAUUCCUUAGGUAUAUUGGUUUUAUAUCACUUAAUUCUCUUUUGUUUAAAAGCCCCUAAUCCACAACCAAAUGUAUGCGACUGGCCACGUGGAACUUGUACUUAUAACAAAGAGCCUUGUCCUCCAAAUUGGCAUCGCUGCCCUAAGUUUGACAAAGGAUGCAGACUUCCAACAAACCACUGCUGCUGCCGUAGGUAA